This is a messenger RNA of Monoraphidium neglectum, 450 nucleotides long. RefSeq lists its product as hypothetical. Bases 1 to 450 code for a protein of 149 amino acids. The record is from RefSeq and is a predicted model, not a curated record. NCBI's taxonomy places the organism in Eukaryota, Viridiplantae, Chlorophyta, Chlorophyceae, Sphaeropleales, Selenastraceae. The transcript has 4 exons. Gene Ontology annotation, cellular component: centrosome; spindle pole.
AUGGCCUGCGGCGACAUCAGCGGGAAUGUGGCGGGCCUUCAACGGGUGCUGAAGCAAAUCAAGUACCCUGGCAUCGUGGAUGAGGUCGGCCUGCGCUUGGGCGACCCGCUGGCAUGCCUGCCCCUGCUGCAUUUCGUCCUGCUCAAGUACUCGCGCCACGUCUGCGCCCACACCCUGGCGUGCGGCAUCGAGCUGCACGGGAAGACAGAUCAGCGCUUUGUGGAGCAUGCUUUCCGCCUGAUGAGGGACCACCUGGGGGUCAAGACGGCGCUCACGCCGGCGCACUUCUUCUCCCAGGGGUUUGCAGAGCGCAAGGUGCUGCUGCUGCGGGACGCGGCGCGCGCGGCCAGGGCCGUCCACGCGGCGGGCGCCAAGCGGGAGCGCAUCAGCCAGCAGCGAGUGGCAGCGCGGCAGGUGAAGGGGACUCGCGCGGGCCGCGGCUGCGCGUGA